Spirodela intermedia is the source of this 2123-nucleotide messenger RNA. NCBI's taxonomy places the organism in Eukaryota, Viridiplantae, Streptophyta, Magnoliopsida, Alismatales, Araceae. The record is from the annotation of a GenBank genome assembly.
AUGGAGCAACUCCGCAAGAUUGGGCAAGCUCUUGGGAGCCUCAAGUGUUUAAUGGUGUUCCAAGAUGAGAUCCACAUCAACAAGCGUCAGUGUUCUCUUCUCUUUGAUACCUUUAACCUCGCCUUCGAAGUAAUCACAGAGGAAAUUAAGAUGAAUCUGAGCUUCGACGAGAGACUCACCAAAUGGAAAGCCCUGGAGAAUCCCUUGAGGGAAUUCCACAGAAUCCUUAGAGAAGGGGAGCAGUACAUCCGGCAGUCCAUGGAGAGCGACGACUGGUGGGGGAAAGCCAUCUCCCUCGGCAGGAACACAUACUGCGUCGAGUUCCACCUCCAUGAUCUGUUAUGGUGCGUUUCCGUCGUGCUGGAGGCGAUUGAGAUCGCCGGCGACAUCGCAGGAUGUAGCCAGGAUAGAAAUCGUCGGAACAAGAUAAUCCACUCCAAGAAAUACGAGAACGAAUGGAUGGAUCCGAAGAUAUUCCAGCAGAGAUUCGGCAGGGAGUACCUGAUUUCUCCAAGCAUUUGCAGUAGAAUGGACUUCGCCUGGAAGGAGGACCAGUGGAUGCUCCUGGAAAAGGUUUCAGAGAAGAGAAGGUCCUCAAAACAAGAACAUCGGCUGGCGGAGAUUCUUGAAGGAUCGAUGGGGAGAAUCUUCCCGAGUUCAGUCCUGGUGGCCUGCAAAGAUUAUCAGGUGAGAAGAAGGAUAGGAAGCGAAAACCAUUACAGAGAAGUCCAAUGGAUGGGCGAGAAUUUCGCUGUCCGCCAUUUCUUCGGGGAGAUCGAGCCACUGGUUUCCGAAAUAUCACUCCUCUCUUCACUCUCCCACCCGAACGUGAUGCCAUUAUUGUGCGCCUUCUUCGACGAGGACAGGAAGGAGUGCCUCCUCCUCACAGAGCUCAUGCAGAAGAGCCUCUGCAGCUACAUGAAGGAUAUCUCCAGCCCGAGAAGAAGAGUUGCCUUUUGCCUCCCCGUUGCCGUCGACAUCAUGCUUCAGAUUGCAAGAGGAAUGGAGUACCUCCACUCACGCAGGGUCUACCACGGGAACCUAAAUCCUUCCACCAUCCUCGUCAAAACAAGGAAUUCUUCUUCUUCUUCUUCAUCAUCUGAAGGCCACCUACUCGUAAAAAUUGGAGAGAUUGGACUCGCAUCAUCGAAAAAUCUCAAGAACUCCGCAAAUCAGGCCUGUUCAGAUCCGUGCAUAUGGUUCGCUCCAGAAGUUCUUCUGGAGCAAGGGCACGAGGGAGAUGCUUGCCAGUCCAAGCUCACGGAGAAGGCAGACGUCUAUAGCUUCGGUAUGAUUUGCUUCGAACUGUUAACAGGGAAGGUGCCCUUCGAAGACGGGCAUCUCCAAGGAGAUAAAAUGAGCAGGAACAUCCGAGCUGGUGAGAGGCCAUUGUUUCCAUUCUCUUCUCCGAAGUACCUCACCAGCCUGACCAAGAGAUGCUGGCAGACCGACCCAUCACAACGCCCAAGCUUCUCGUCGAUUUGCAGGGUGCUCCAUUACAUCAAACGCUUUCUCCUCCUGAACCCAGAUCACAGCCAGCCUGAUGCACCUUCUCCACCCGUAGAUUUCUUCGAUCUCGAAACAAGCUUCUCCAGGAUAUUCCCCACAUGGGCAGUAGCAGAACCCACAUCCGUUUCACAGGUUCCCUUCCAAAUGUUUGCUUACAGGGUGAUGGAGAGGGAGAAGAGCUCGGAAUCUGGAAGCGAAGGAGCAUCCCUCUGCGGGGACGAGAACUCCUUUAGCUCUGGUUUCUCCGAGGAUCAGUUCUCCCCGCCUUUGGCUCCCUCGAAGUCCUCGGCGCUGUUGAAUCCCGAGGCCACCAGGAAGAAGGUGCCACCGCAGAAGAAGACGGUCAACGGGAAACCAACCAAGGAGUCAGGUCAAAUUCUCAUCUUCCCUCGUGAAUGAUUCGCUGUUCUGAGAAUCGCAGCAGGAUGACUGGCGAGUUUCCAAAACCCGCAGGCCAGCAGAAGAAGAUCGGCCGAGCAGCGAGGCCACCUCCUCGACUGACGCCGUGCGGCCGCAGUCUGAGGACCAACUCUGAGAGCCAGCUGCCGCCCCUCCUGACGAGCCCAGUAAGGCGAAGGCCAUCUGGGCACGCUUCCGAUUCAGAGGUUGCUUAG